AUGCCGACCGCAACGACCGACACAGACGGUACGGCGGCGUCACCUACGAGCGCGGCGACCGACACGGACAAACCGAAUGCCGUCGUUCUCUAUCCCACUGGACAGCCGACGGUUAACAAUAUAGACACGGUCGAAGUCGCGUAUGACACGAUAUGGGAAAAUGCGAGCUUGACUUUAUUCUGUGACAUCGACGAGGCAGAUAAUAAAUGGUCACUGGCUAAUAUAUCAUUGCUGCAACCAAGCGGAAAAUCUGCGAUAUCACCCAUACAAGCAGGGAUGCAAAUUCCACAGUUCCCAGUCUCAUGCGGCAUAUUGAUCUACGAUGAAUCCAACAGAGGGGACUCAACUACGGGCGGAGGGUUCACGAUGACAAGCACGACAGGGAUUGUUUCGACGUACGGUCUGAGCAUGACGACAGCAAGGGAUAUGUCGAAGAUGACCACGGGAACAAAGAAUUCAGCAGCCACCGACACAAACGUGUCAAGUCAUAGCACGAUAGACUCGUCCAUUACGAAGGAUACGGCAGCCGUUUCUUCAUCCACUGCUACGAACACGGACGUGCUGGGUGCGGCAGACUCAUCUUCUUCUCCUUCCUCCCCAUCGCACUCGACCGGUCUCGGCGCAGGGGCCAGGGCCGGCCUCGCGAUUGGGAUUAUUCUCGGCGCCAUCGCUUUGUCUGCGGCCUUGUUCUUCUUUUUCCGCUUGCGGCGACGGAUAGCUAGAGUCGAGAACAUGGUCAAAGGAGGGGGUACGGCUUCGACCGAGAAGGUGUUGGCGUCAUCAUCACCGCCGUUACCGCCGGCACUGGCGCCGCAAAUUGCAAAGCCGGCACCUUUACCUACAUUUACGGCACGUUCAAACUCUCCUGCUGCACUUACUCCAGGCGCUGGUGGCGGUGACGGUAACGGGAGUAAUAACAACACUCGAAACUCGGAGGAGUGGAGACAGUUCUUUGGGAAUGCUAGCAAUCCCCGCUCUCACACUUCUGCGUCGGCCUAG
This is a messenger RNA of Exophiala spinifera, 999 nucleotides long. RefSeq lists its product as uncharacterized. The transcript has 2 exons. The record is from RefSeq and is a predicted model, not a curated record. NCBI's taxonomy places the organism in Eukaryota, Fungi, Ascomycota, Eurotiomycetes, Chaetothyriales, Herpotrichiellaceae. The coding region runs from base 1 to 999 and encodes 332 amino acids.